Molecule: messenger RNA, 1623 nt
Organism: Paramecium pentaurelia
Lineage: Eukaryota; Ciliophora; Oligohymenophorea; Peniculida; Parameciidae
Source: the annotation of a GenBank genome assembly
AUGAAAUCAUCAAAUUAUGAAACAAUAGAAUUGUAAGGUAAUCCUGCUUCGAGAGCCAAUGAAGAUGAUGCAUUUCAAUAGCAUGGAAGGCUAUCAUAUUUGUUUUAAACAUCUCAAACAUUGAAAAUAAGUUAAAGAAAAAAGUCAACAAUUAUUGGAAGUUCAAAAAAGAAUGCUUUUGAAGAUAGUAGGAUUACAAGACUUUAUUUUGAAAGAUAUAGAGUGUUAGAAUUAGGCAGAAUGUGGACAAUUUGUGCAAGUAUUGUUCUAAUGGUUCUUGAAGUUAAUUAUUUAUAAAUAAUAUAGUAUGAGGUUUCAUUUGCGAAUUAGUUAACGGAAACAUACCAAGAAGAAAUUAAAACUCUAUUAUAUUUGAUUCUAAUUCUAACUAUUGUUUCAAGUAUAUUGUUUAUAUUAUUUAGUUUUAAUGACAUUGAUGGCAUAUUUAGCAGAACUCGAAUUUAGGAAACGAUCUCUUACAGUACCCAAAGCCUCUACUAUUUUUCAAACAAAUCUCAUUUUUCUUUUGCUAAUAGAAACUACUAUGUUACUACCUUGUCCUACUCCUUAUACAAUUGGAUAUAAAGUUUCAUUCUCACAACGAUAUUCUGAUUAACCAAGAUUCUAUUUCGUUAAUGAGAUAUUAACCUUCGUAAUGCUUUUUCGAUCAUUAUUAAUAUUGAACAUAGCAUUUAAGUUCUAGUCGUUUUAUUCGAAUAGAGUAAACAGAUUAUGGUAUUUUAUCAUUUUUUAAUUUAGUGGUAUAUACUCAGUUGAAUUCGGUCCUCAUUUCAUAUUUAAAGUUGCAAUUAGAUAGAAUCCAUAUUCUACACUUUGUGGACUUUUUUGCAUGGGAAUUUUCUUGUUUUCGUACUAAUUAGAAAUUUCAGAAAGGUCAUUAUUAAGAACGACAACAGAAAUUGAUCAUUAUAAUUUAAAAAAUUCCCUAUGGGUCUGCAUGAUUACAAUAUUUACAGUAGGUUAUGGAGAUCUAUAUCCAACAACUGAACUUGGAAGACUUUCUAUGACAUUAGGUUUAUUUUAUGGAGUCGCUUUGACAUCACUUUUUACAGCUAUUUUGUAUGCUGAUUUACAACCAUUCGUUUCAGAAUUAAGAUCUAUUACAUUAUUAGAUAAAGCUAGUAUAAAAAUUGAAAUUCGAUAAGUUGCUGAAAAAAUUCUCUUAAAUUUUUAUAAAUUAAAUUCUUAUUUACAUAGAUAUCAAAUAAAAAAUAGUAUUAAUGAUCCUGCCACUUUGAAUAGAGUUAAUUAGAUAUAAGCUUUUUUGUAAGAAGGAUAACAACUUAAAAGGUAUUGAUAUUUAAUAAUUAUAGAAAUUAUCGAUCAAUUGAUACUGAAGAUUUUAUAGCUAUGGCUGAUAGAUAUUUCAAAGACAUGAACCAUAGAAUAAAAGAAUUUAGAGAUAUGCUUUAAUAAAUGAAAUGUUAAUAGUAUUCUAUCAUUGAAAGAGAUACUCCAAAAAUGAGAUCCACAUAAAAGCAAUGUCAUACAAUUACUGCUGCUAGUUAUGAUGUUAAAAGCAAAGAUGAUUAAUAUUUUGAAUAGUUAAUUGAUUCUCAAUGUGAGCAUUCAGAGCUUAUGCAGUUUAAUGAUGAUGAGUGA